Messenger RNA from Monodelphis domestica (gray short-tailed opossum), 10337 nucleotides. RefSeq names its product crumbs cell polarity complex component 2 (gene CRB2). The record is from RefSeq and is a predicted model, not a curated record. Gene Ontology annotation, biological process: Notch signaling pathway. Gene Ontology annotation, molecular function: calcium ion binding; Notch binding. NCBI's taxonomy places the organism in Eukaryota, Metazoa, Chordata, Mammalia, Didelphimorphia, Didelphidae.
CAUGAGGUUGGAGGUAGUUCCAGGGGGAGGGGAGGAGGCAGUCUCUCUCCCUUAGGAGACUCGGACCCCUGGAAUGAAGAUCUGUUAGGGUCCUUUGUUUGGGAGGGGGCAGCGUGCUGCUCUACCUGGGCUCCCUCCGUUCCAGUCUUUGAAAAGCCUUAGAAGUUUAUCCCUGGGAGUGAAGAUUUGAGAAGAGCUUUCCCUGCACAUCCCCAUUGUCUCCUGAGGCUCUUCCCCUUCUCCUUCCCCUCCCCCAGAGCCCGGCCUGCCCUGGGUCUCUAUCUUUCCCUUCUCCUCCCUCCACCUAGGCUUUAGCUGCGGAGGGGCUGGGACAACGUCCACCGAAUUAGUGCCGGUCUAUUCCCUGAAAGGGGCGGGGGUGGUGGUGGUGGUGCGGUGAGGUUAGGGCUGGGGAGGAGGGGAGGGGAAGGGGAAAAGGAGGAAAGGGAGGGAAGAGGGGAGAGAAGAGGGGGAGGGGAUAAGAAGGGAAGGCAGAGAGGGGGAAGGGACAAGGGCCCGGGAGUCCAAACCAUGCGGGGCCCCGCCAGCCACCAGGAACAGCCCCCAGCCCCAGCGCCUCAGGGCCCCAGCCUGGCCAGGUGAUGGAGUUGGCGCAGUCUGAUUCCCGCUCCCGAUCCCCUCUCCUGCUCCUGCUCUUUCUGUUGCCCCUGCCCCUGUCACUGUCCCAGACUUUGCCCCAGGAGCCGUCGCGGGAACCCUCGGGGACUUGGUCCUCUUCAGGCCCUAGUGGCUGCACUUCAGACCCUUGCACCCACGGGGGCAUCUGCCAGGACACUAGUAGUGGUGGCUUCCUGUGUGUCUGUCCCACAGAGCCCGUGGCCUAUGUGGGGACCAUCUGUGAGAAGCUCUAUGAUGCCUGCUCAGAGCAGGUCUGCCCUGAGAAUCAGACGUGCCAUGCCACCCCAGGGGCUUUGAACCACACCUGCCAUUGUCCCCCUGGAUUUGGGGGGCCCAACUGCACCUCUAUAGACUGUGGGGAGAAUGGCUGUCUCUGGAGUUGUACCGACCAGCCGUGCCACCAUGGGGGCACCUGCCUUGCAACAGGGGCCAGUUUUGCUUGCCUCUGCCCUCCAGGAUGGGCUGGGCCCCUGUGUGAGGAAGAUGUAGAUGAGUGUAUGUCGGAGCCCUGCCAGAAUGGGGCUCUCUGUGUGGAUGGUCCAGGCGGCUUCCUGUGCUACUGUGUGCCAGGCUUCCAGGGCCCACGCUGUGAGCUCGACAUCGAUGAAUGUGCAUCCAGGCCCUGCAAGCAUGGGGCAUCCUGUAUCAAUCGUGUGGAUGGCUACCAGUGCCUGUGUUCCCCUGGCUACACAGGACUGAACUGCGAGACAGAAAUAGAUGAAUGCGUGUCAGUCCCCUGCCAGAAUGGGGGUUCCUGCCUGGAUGGUGUCGGCUUCUACCAAUGCCUUUGUUCCCCCGGCUACACUGGACAUAACUGCCAAGUGGACAUCGAUGAGUGUGAGAGCCAGCCCUGUGCCCAUGGAGGCAUAUGCCACAACUUCAUUGAUAGGUUCCAGUGUAACUGCAGUGGGACUGGCUUCGAGGGUGCUCUCUGUGAGGUGGAAGUGCUGGAGUGCCUGUCCAACCCGUGCCAACACAAUGCCACCUGUCUGGAUGGGCUGAGCAACUAUACUUGUGUCUGCCUGCCAGGUUACCAUGGGGAGCACUGCGAGAUGGACGAGGAUGAGUGCAAGGGGGCCCCCUGCCUCCACGGGGGCCUUUGUCUCCAGCGAUCCAAUCAGUCACUCUACGGGGGAGCCCAACCUGUGUUUCCUGGGACCUUCAGCUACAGCUCGGCGGCCGGCUUUACGUGCCAGUGUCUGCCCGGCUUCACAGGGGACAACUGCUCUGUCGACGUGAAUGAGUGUGAGUCUGAACCCUGCCUGAAUGGAGGGACCUGUGAGGACCUUCCCAACAGCUUCCAGUGCCACUGCCUGGCAGGGUACACAGGUCUAUCGUGCAUGGUCAAUGUUGAUGAUUGUGCAUCAGAGCCCUGUUUCCAUGGUGCGUCCUGCGAGGAUGGCGUGAAUGACUAUAUGUGCCACUGCCCCCCAGCCUGGGGUGGGAAAGACUGCUCUGUCCUGCUUACUGGAUGUGAAGGUCACGCUUGCCAACAUGGAGCCCAGUGCAUUCCCAUCUACAAGGCGGGGGCCCAUAGCUAUACCUGUCAUUGCCUGCCAGGCUUUCAUGGGCCCAGGUGUGCCCAAUCUACUACCUUUUCCCUGGCAAUUGGUGGCUCUUUGCUUGUGGCACUGCCUGCGGGUGAUGGGCAUGGACAGCCAGCCGUGUCACUGAGGUUUCGAACUACACUGCCGGAUGGCCUUCUGUUCUCCCGAGGAGACACUGUGGAAAGCCUCACCCUGAUGCUGUCUCAGGGCACCCUGUGGACCAUCCUAAGGAGUCAGGGCACCGAGCUCCCCUUGAACCUCAAUACCCCAUCCUUGAGUGAUGGGCACUGGCACCGGGCUGAAGUGGUCCUCCUGCAGUCGGCCCUGGAGCUGAGACUAUGGCAUGAGGCUUGUGAGAAUGGGCCCUGCCUGAAGAGCCACCCCCUGGUAGGAGAAGUAGCCCUAGAUUCCCCGGCCUUCCUGACUGUCCAUGUGGGGGGUGGGGCUGGGACCAGUCCAAGCUUUGUGGGCUGCCUGGAGGACGUGCGUGUGGAUGGGCAUAUGCUGGUACCUCAGGAUCUUGCUGAUGGCCGGCCUGGGGUCUGGCUGGGCUGUGAGCAUACUGACUGGUGUAGCUCAGGGCCUUGUGACCAUGGAGGAUCCUGCCUUGACCUCUGGACAACGUUCCACUGUGACUGCCCUAGACCUUAUGAGGGGCCCACGUGUUCUCAGGAGCCACUGGCAUGGACCUUCGGCCUGGGGGGUUCCCACAGCAUGGCCUCCUUCCUGCUCAGAGAUGCACCAGGCCCCAACCUCACCUUAUCUUUUGUUCUGCGAACUCGUGAGGCUUCGGGCUUCCUGCUGCAGAUGACCAAUGGCUCACUGGCCACCUACACAGUGUUCUUGGCCAGAGGGGAGAUCCAUGUGGAGACAACUUCUGCUUCAGUGGUCACCUAUCCCGGACGCGUGGAUGAUGGACACAGGCACCUUGUGACCCUCAGCUUAGGGUCUGGACAGCUUCAAGGGACGCCUCUGGGCCCCAGCUACGAGGUUCAUGUGGGCGGUCUGACCCUUCCAGCCUGGGCUGAGCCUUGGGGUGGCAAUUUUAAAGGUUGCCUUCAGGAUAUCCGUCUUAAUAGCCUCCGCCUGGACUUCCUCCCUCUCCUUCACCCAGGAAACUGGACUGGUUCUGGGGAAGUGUAUGAAGGGCAGGCCAGCAACCUUACUUUGGGCUGUGUCUCAGAAGAUACCUGCAGGCUUGAACCCUGUCACAAUGGAGGGACAUGUACUGUGACCUGGAACGACUUCAUCUGCAGCUGCCCCGAUAAUUUUACGGGGCCCACGUGUGCCGAGCGCCUAUGGUGUCAGGACCAGCCCUGCCCCCCUCCUACCACCUGUGUUGAGGUCCCUGAUGGUUACGUCUGUUUGGCCAAUGCUACGUUCCAAGAUCAGCCACCUGCUGUAUUCACCAGCUACAACCUGUCAGCCAAAGUGGGGUUCUCGAGCCUCUCCUUGGCUUUCCGUACCCGGGACCCCGAGGCUGUCCUGCUGCAGGCUGCUGGAGAGGGGGCCUCCCUGGGGGUGGCCAUCCACAACAACACCUUAUCUGUGUCCAUUCGGAGUGGGAACAGCAUCGAGGGGGCCACCUUCAGAGGCGUGGGACCCGUGUCUGAUGGGGCCUGGCACUGGCUCACCCUGACCAUGGAGGAGCCUGAAGCUUCUGUUUCUCGCUGGUUGCUGCAGCUGGAUGGGGCCCAGAACACUACCCUUUGGGGCCAGGCGGGGAGCCUGGACUUCCUCCGCCACCGAGUACCGGUUGUUUUGGCAGAAAACUUCACCGGUUGCCUAGGCCGUGUGAGUAUCGGCGGCCUCGACCUACCCUUUGUCCGCCUCACGAAGCCUCUACCCCAACCGGAGCAGUUCCUUCUGGACAGUGGAGGUGACAUUGAUCUGGGUUGUCGUGGGGGCCCCGUGUGUUCCGUGGAACCCUGUCUCCAUGGGGGCACCUGCCAGGACCUCUUCAAUGCCUUUAGCUGCUCCUGCGGGGAUGGCUGGGAAGGCCCUCGCUGCGAGGUGGAUGUGGAUGAGUGCAGCUCUGCUCCUUGUGUCCACGGCCACUGUGGGAACCUGCCAGGCGGCUACCAGUGCCACUGCACCCCCGGCUACACGGGGAGGGACUGCGAGACCAACGUGGAUGACUGCAUCCAGCAUGCCUGCCUGCAUGGUGCCACCUGUGUGGACGGGACCUUGGGUUACUCCUGUCAGUGCCCGCAUGACUUCAGUGGUCCCCAAUGCCAGUGGCCCUUCCCACCAGAUGAGUGUGGCCAAAAUUUCACUUGCCUGAAUGGAGGCCACUGUUAUGAUGGGCCCUGGGGAGCCAACUGCACCUGCCCAAUGGGCUACACCGGCCUGAGAUGUCAAAUUCGGAUUCCUGAGUGUGAACCCAACCCUUGCCAGAAUGGUGGCACCUGCCAAGCAGCUGGGAGUGAAGUUGAAUGUAUCUGCACCAGCAGUUUUGGGGGGCGACGCUGUGAUGUGGCUAAGGGGCCUCCCACCAUCCUGUUCCCAUUCCCAUUGAUUGAGGUCGUCGUGCCAGUGGCCUGUGGCUGCCUUCUGCUGCUCCUCAUCGGCCUCCUCUCAGGGGUCCUUGCAGCUCGGAAGAGGCGUCAGUCAGAGGGGACCUAUAGCCCUAGCCAACAGGAAGUGGCAGGAGCCCGGCUAGAAAUGGACAGUGUCCUCAAGGUGCCACCUGAGGAGCGCUUGAUAUGACACUCCCAACCCCACCUCACACACACACCUCCACAUUCCAGGCCAUGAAUGGGGCUGUGGUCCAUUAGGCAGGGGCCCGGGGCCUUCCCACCUCAUCGACGACCCAUGAGGCCUGCAAAAGCUGGUGUAAAGGAAGAUGGGAACCCUUAUCCUUUUGGAGCCAUGCCACAGAAGGUCCUUCCUCUUCCUCCUCGGGUGGGAAACGGAGCUCAGGGCUCCUGGUUGGAUGGCCAGGGAAAACUGGGUCCAAUUGAAUCAGCCCUAAGCAGGCAAUGCCUGGGUGUAAGAAGCAGAGGAUCAAGGAUUGUAUUACUGUAGCAAAAAGCUUUCUGGAUUUGGAAUCUGAGUUUUGACCCGAGUUUGAAUCUUGGCUCUGUUUCUAAUUCCCUGGGUGACAUUUCCCUGCUAUUGGCCUCAGUUUCCCUUUUGUAAAUGGAGAGGGUUGGAUUAGAUUAUUUCUAAGGGUCCUUUUAGCUUUAUCCAAUUACCUUGGAUAAAGCUCAUUUGGGUAACUUCUCCCUUGAUGUUAGGGAUCAUGCAGGAACACUCACCAACACAACUUUUCCUCAAACUCGAUCCCUGACAGCACUAUACAGACAAUCUGGGGUGGGGGUGCAGGUAGGGCUCCAGGACCAGGUAGAAGCUGCCUGCCUGAGGCUUCCUGAUGGCCACUGGCAGAGUAUACUGGGAGGUGGCAGAUCACCUCAGUACCAUUUCCUCCUGCUCAGCCUUGGGAAGAAUUUUCAGCUUCUGGAUGCUCCCAUGGACUUUCCAAGAGAAUUCUGCACAGUGUCUCCCAUGCUUGGACCUCUGCCUCUUUCCCCCAAAGCCUGUGAUGGGAUCUUGAAUGGGACCAAGGACAGGAAGCACGUAUGAAGAAUGACUAUGGAGGACAGCGUCUCCCCCUUCUUAUCCUGGCCAUCACCUUCGGGUCAUCCUAAGGAAGAGGGGAGCAACUCAGGGAACUAAUCCAGAAUGACAUGAAUAAUGGGAGAGAGAUAGAAACCGCCCUCCCUCUGCCUCUUCUUUCCUUCUUGUAGCCAUGUAUUCCUAUUUAAGGAAUUGUGCUUCAGCUGGGCUGAGGCUGUGUGUGUGUGUAUGUGUGUGUGUGUGUGUGUGUGUGUGAGAGAGAGAGAGAGAGAGAGAGAGAGAGAAAUUGUGUGGGGGCAGAUUUCUGUGCAUAUACAUGUAGUUAUAUCAUUUGUGCCUUUAUGUGCAUUCAGGCAUGUUUGCAGAUAUGUGUGCAAGGCAUAUUAGUGCAAGCACAUAUCUUUGCAUAUGUAUAUUUGGUUGUGGGAUAAGCCCAAUGCAGGGAGAGGAGGGAGGGAAGUCUCUGGGUUUCCUUACUUGGGGGCUCGGCUAGAGUUGAGCUGUAGCUUGGGAAUAAUCUUCAGAAGCCAGAUUCUUCCCAAGUGAUCCUUCCCUCCUGGGAACAGAUCCAUAGGGUAUAGGAUUCCCCAUUCUCAGGAUACUUUCUAUGUGGUAGCUGGGAAAUUAAGAUGAAGAACUCUAAUUAAGCCUGUGAGCAUCCCCUCCUUCCCCAAACUUUCCUCCUAGAAUACAGGAUGAGUCACACACACUGGAGCAGAAGACCUGAACUAUACUACUGAACUUUUCUAACACUGGAGCCUGGAGCCCAGAAGUGCCUUUUAAAGACUUUAACACGACUGUUUAACUUUCUUGCUUUUGGUUGUAAUGUUAUUUCUCUGUGCGUUGUGGAGGUGGCGUUUCUCCCUGUAGAUGUGGCCUUCUCCAACAACUGUGAUGGAAUUUUUCCCAUGGGUUAAGGGAGAGUAGCUCAGCAACCAGCAGACCAGGAAGCUGCACACUGCCUGCCUGGCUUCUCUGCUAGCACCUGCUAGGGUGUAAUGGUUAGUAAGCCUCUACAUGGCAAGGGAAGCCUGAGUUAUCAUGCCCAGCCAGGCAGCCUGCAAAAACCUGCAGAAACUUGGGCUAAAAUGCUCUGUUCUUUUGUGUUCUUUUCCUUGGUGCUGACUCUAGGCCCCUAUCUCCCUUAGCAUAGAGGAUUCCUUGUAGCUCCUGUUAGAUCCUUGCAUGUCAGUCUGCAUACUCAAAAUCACUUUUUGGCACUCUAGCCCACAAAACCACACAGGAACUAUGUGCUAGCCAAGGGCAACAAGGCUAUCUUUCACUUGCUUCCAAAGUGCUCUCUAAUUGUCAUUCAAGGAAACCUAUGGACAAGAAUAAAUGAUGGGUAAAAUUAGCAAUGCUAUUCCUUUCUCUGCUCUAUAUUUCUGCCUUCAUAUUGUAUACUUGGUAGAAAUAUCUCUAUAUAUUGAUAUGUAUAUGUUUGAUCCUGGCAAGGAAUUCUAGACAGCACAGAAGUAUUCCCUGCACUGUAAAAAGCAGUGCCAGGGGCCAGCUGGGUGGUUCAGUGGAGUGAGAGACAGGAAGUCCUAGGAUCAAAUCUGGCCUCAGACACUUCCCAGCUGUGUGACCCUGGGCAAGUCACUUGACCCCCAUUGCCUAGCCCAUAAUACUCUUCUGCCUUGAAGCCAAUAUAUAGUAUUGACUCCAAGAAGGAAGGUAAGGGUUUAAAAAAAAAUAGUAGUGUCAGGCUUUAUGAGGCAUAAAUGACCUACGUGCCGGGUUCUGCAAAUGCAGUUUCUGUCCUCAAGGAACUCCUGUUCAAUUGGGGGAUACCAUACAUAAGCAGAAAAGUAAGUGACACACCUCAGGAGGGAGAAUUAGGGGAAAGACUUCCUUUAGGAGGUAGCAUAUGAUCUGAGCCUCUGAGUUGGGGGUGUGGAGGGAGUGGACUCCAGAUGUGGGAGAGAGAAUGCCAGAGAAUGCCAGAGGGCGAGAUGGGCUCAAAGGCAGAGUGAGGAAGGAGAGAGGCCAAUUGUGAAGGGCUUUAAAGGUCAAGCUGAGAAAUGCUUUUUACAAUAGAGGCAGCAGAGAGCCUUUGAAGAUUCCUGAGCAGGAGGAAAUGAUGUGGUCAGACUUAUGCUUUAGGAUGUCUAUCCCAGCAGCUCUGGAGAAGAUGGCUACAACCGAGAGAGUGGGCUGCCCUCUGCCUUUCCUGUGUAUCUCUCAAGUGUACAUGCCCCAGGGGACAGAAUUCCCUAGUUUGGGCUCUGUUCAAGUUUCUGCCUAUGAACAAAAUGAGGGGGCGAACUGUAUAACCUCUGAUGUCCCUUCCGUGGGUGGUAUACUUUCUAGCAUUUUAAGGUAGAAUGGGAAGAGUUCAUUUUACUUUCAGAAAACCUGGAAUGGAGUUCUGGCUUGCACACUUACUAAUAGGAUGGACUCAAGGCAAAGGACUCCAUUUCUUCCUCUGUAAAAUGGUUACAGAAGUACGGGUCCCAUCUACUUCGUGGGAUUGUUAUGAGGAAAGAGCUAUAUAAACUGUAGAGCGCUCAGGAAAUGAAGGACAUUACUAUUCUUGGAGGCCCCUUCCUACCCUGUCAGUCCGUGUUAUUCUGACAUUCAAUGUUUAACCCUCCCUGAUCUGGAGGUCUCAACCCCUUUGGUCUUCCUUUUCCCCUGGGCCUAAUUCUUGAGGAAUGAAGAUUUGAAAGUCUUAGAGGAAGGCAGGCUAACACCGAAGGACAAACUACAGCCGUAGCUAGAUUUUGAUGAGCGGCCACAUGAUGAAACCUGCACAUUUGUAGGUAUGGCACAAGAUGCCACAGUUAGAUUUUACAAGCUUUUCCUUGUAAAGGUCAAGUCACCCCUCCUCCAGGACUGGCCUGAGUGGAUUCCGUGUCUCGAGGUUAUUUACUAUCUCUUUAUGACCAUUCUUGGAGCAUCUAGGACCCUCGCCACACAUGGAACAUCCCCUAUAAAACCUACCACCAUGAUUGAUGAAAGAGUCCUCAAUAGGCCAUCAGGAGUCUUGGGUCCUAGACCCAAUUUUUCUACUACUUACUAGAUAGAUAACUGGACAAGUCACUUUUUUGGCAACUCAUUGAUAAGAUAUGGAGGUUGGACUAGGACAUCUUAUGUUCUGAAGGCCCUUCUAGAAUGAAGUCUAGAGGCAACUAGGUAAUGAAAUGGAUACAGUGCUGGACUUGGAGUUAGGAAGACAAGUUCAAAUUCUACCUCAGUUUCUAGCCAUGUUAUUCUGCAUAAGUCACUUCUGAUGACCUUAGUUUCUUCAACCUGAAAAUGGGGGUAAUAAUAGCAUCUAAUGGAUUAUUUGUGAUGCCCACUGUGAAGCACUAUCUAAAUGAUAGCUAUUAAUGACUUUAAGAUCCAUUGUAGUUGAAAGGUGAUGAAAAUCCUCAAAUAUAAGGAACCUACCCUUGCUCAGGUCCUGCCCCAGAUCUCUCCCUCCAUCCUCCCAUCAGUUACCAUGGUAGGAGUAAGGACUAAUUAUUUCACUAACUCCCUGGUGCCCAUUCCCCUGCACCUAUGGAAGUUUUCUAUUGGCGAGCCUUUCACUGGGCAGUAUAGUUCAAUAGAAAGAAUGCUGGAGUCAGGAAACAUGGAAUCAUAUUCCAGACUCAGACCUUAAUAACUGGGAAUCCUUUAAGGAACUUUUUUUUAGACCUCAAUUUCCUCAUCUGUAAAAAUGGAAAUAUCAAUUAUAAUUCCCCUCCUCACACAACUGUCAAUCAAAGUGUUUUAUAAGCAGAGGCACUAUGGGAAUGUGAGCUUCCAUUCUAUAACAAAAUUAUUAUGAAGGAGCAAAGCAGUGGCUUCUCUGUUCUUUUGAACAUCCUCAGUUAUAGACUCUGGGAGGGUGACAGGGUUCGUCUCUCUCCAAUGUAUUUAUCAGAGCUUAUCCUCCCCUUCUGUUCUCUGAAAUGCCUGAGGAUAGAACUAAGGGGUGAAUUUUAUAGGGAAGUUCAAUGGAGGCAAGAACUUGGCUCUAGAGACUGACCUGUUUAUUUGACCUGGUACUCCCCACCAGGCAGUUUUAAUUCUCAAUUUGGGACCAGGAUUGGGUCCAGAUCAUCCCAUCCCAAGAGAUAAUCUAAGAUUAUUUUGCCGUGUUGAUUUUGAGCAAAUUAUAACUUCCCUAGGCCUCUCUUGACUUAUCUAUAAAAUGGGGUAAUAUUAGGCACAGACACCUCCAGAUUUUCUACACUUUCUAGAAACCCCUAUUGGGUCUUCUUCCCACUUAAGUUUCAUCUCCUACUUUUAGCAUAACUGCUUCAGGAAGGGAAAUCAGAAACCCUUUAGUCCAAACCCUACAUUUCUCAGAUGAGGAAACUGAGACCAAUGGAUAUUAGAUGACUUGUCCAAGGUAAUAAAUAUUAGAGACAGAGUUUGAACUUGGGAUCUUUGCUUCCAGGGUGAGUGCUUGAACUUCUGGACAAUGUUAUCUCCUAAAGAUUUUAUUCAUUUAUUUUUUGCCACUGUCGAUUCAAAUUUAGAAUCAAUAAUUACAAACUGAUAAAGAAAAGAAGUACAGCAAUUUCUCAUUGUGAAGAAUCUAUCUAUAAUAAAUCUCAAUGUUUCGAAAAAAAAAAA